CAAAUUCGUUGACGACAUUGCUUCCCCGUCUCUUCUCCUCCGCCUCUGCGCGUUCCGUCCUCCUUUCCCCGACAUUUUCUGUCGCUUUUCACUUCACUUUCCUCUUCACGCGUACAAGCCGCCUCUCCCGAUGGCUUGAACUACCGUAUCUCCUCCCUCCUUAUCCUUGCGUCUUCUCCAUAAAUAUCCGUCGGUCUCUGCCCAUUCUUGUCUUCUGCAACAUCAAUGCUCUCUUGCUCCGCAAGCGUCCCUCGAAAAGUUCGCACCUUUCUCCUUCGCCAUCGCAACAACUUUCCACCGAGAGGAAAAUCGCCUUCGUCUCCUGACAUUUGAGCUGCGGUUGAGGGUGCUCGGUAGGCUUGUCUUGAAAGGGAUUAGCGUGUAAGCAAAGUUUCUUGUGCUAUUCCUUGGUAGUUUUUGUUGGGUCGAAGUUUAAAAAUGACGGGAGGGCAGUCCAGCAAGAAGAGAAGUGAUGAUGCCCUGCCAAUUCCCCUCCCAUUGAACACGAAUGCCCAAUACAUGGCCGAUCUGACCUCUUACGAGGAUGCUUGUAGGACUGACCCUGAUUUGCAAGCCUUUGAUCACACCCUUCAUGAGCGUACAAACCGCGUCAUCAAUAGUCUUGCAGUCGGUGUAGAGGUUCGGUCUCUGUCUUUUGAGUCUCUGAGAGAAGUGACAGGUAGUCUGCUGGAAAUGAACCAGGAAGUAGUCAAAGUCAUUCUUGAAUGCAAGAAAGAUAUUUGGAAUAAUCAAGAACUGUUUGCUCUGGUCGAAGAUUACUUUGAGAACAGCCUGCAGACGCUAGACUUCUGCACUGCUCUGGAAAAAUGCCUAAAGCGUGCUCGUGACAGCCAAUUACUGAUCCAGUUCGCGAUCCAGCAAUUUGAACAAGUGGAAGACGGGAUUGAAGAGAACAAGUAUGCAAAAACCUUGGAAGAACUGCAGAAGUUUAGGGCAGCUGGGGACCCUUUUACUGAGGAAUUCUUCGUGAUCUUCCAAUCCGUUUAUAAGCAGCAAUUGGCAAUGUUGGAGAAACUACAAGUUCGGAAGAAGAAGCUUGAUAAGAAGCUAAAAUCUACCAAAACAUGGAAGAGGGUCUCUAACAUGAUUUUCGUCGCCGCUUUCGUGUCAGCAUUGAUAUUCUCGGUUGUGGCAGCAGCUGUGGCAGCACCGCCUGUCAUAACAGCUUUGGCUGGUGCGAUAGCUGUCCCAAUUGGCUCGGUGGGUAAGUGGUGCGACUCCCUGUGGAAGAACUACCAGAGUGCUCUCAAAGGGCAGAGGGAGCUGAUCAGCUCAAUGCAGGUUGGGACCUACAUAACUAUCAAGGACAUGGAUAGCAUUAAGGUUCUUGUCAGUAAGUUGCAGGUUGAGAUUGAGUCUUUUAUGCAAAAUGCUGAUUUUGCUUCUAGUGAAGAUGAGGCUGUCAAGCUCGCUAUAGGUGAAAUCAAGAAAAGGCUGGCAAUAUUUAUGGAAAGGGUCGAAGAUCUGGGUGCACAUGCUGACAAGUGUAGCCGGGAGAUAAGGAGGGCAAGAACGGUUGUGGUGCAAAGGAUAAUCAGACACUCAAAUGGCUAGAGAGAUCUCUACAGGCACGAACCUCUAAUACUCUGAGAACUCUUAGUCUAAAUUCUCAUGAAUUAUUGACCUUACCAAUUAACCUUCAAUCCACUAUGAUAAAGAUUGAGGGUGAGCAGUUUGUUGUAUUAGCAGUCUUAUAAAUGAUGUAAUACCAUUGCUGAUUUCUGUUUCCACAGCAGGAUAUUAGCUUUAUUAACCGCUUUUUCAUGGUUUGAUGCGAGUAUUUUUCGUGGAUUGUUCAUGACUUAUGGUCCACAUGUGACCCCAUGUGACCCAUGUCCAUCAAAAAAUUGCAGGAUGUAUAAACAUUUUUCAGUUCGUUGUGAUGAAUCCAGUCUCCUAUAUUUUUCUUUAA
Molecule: messenger RNA, 1933 nt
Organism: Eucalyptus grandis
Lineage: Eukaryota; Viridiplantae; Streptophyta; Magnoliopsida; Myrtales; Myrtaceae
Product: UPF0496 protein At2g18630
Exons: 2
Coding region: 439-1575 (378 amino acids)
Source: RefSeq, a predicted model, not a curated record